This is a messenger RNA of Penicillium malachiteum, 1122 nucleotides long. RefSeq names its product iron/ascorbate family oxidoreductase. The transcript is spliced from 6 exons. Gene Ontology annotation, molecular function: dioxygenase activity. Lineage: Eukaryota; Fungi; Ascomycota; Eurotiomycetes; Eurotiales; Aspergillaceae. The record is from RefSeq and is a predicted model, not a curated record. The coding region runs from base 1 to 1122 and encodes 373 amino acids.
AUGCCUGGCAAAAUCAUCGACAAAUAUGAUCAUGUCCCUGUCACGAAGGAAGAGCUGGACUGGGCUGAGCUGGUCACUCUUGACUUAAGCCUUUAUGAGCAACCAGGUGGCAAGGAGCAGCUUGUUAAGCAACUGAAACAUGCCGUGCAGCAUGUUGGAUUCUUCUAUGUGAAAAGAUUCAAUAUCAGCCAAGAAGAAGUCGAUCGUCAGUUCGCUCUUGGACGUGAAUUCUAUGCCCUUCCCCUAGAGGAGAAGCUCAAGUACCACAAUACCAACGAUCUUGUUAAUGGAGAGUAUAACGGCUACAGGCCCGCUGGCCACCGCAUCAUGGGUAAUGGUGUGAAAGACAACGUCCAGGUUUACAACAUCCCGAAAUUUGAUGGAUUCCACCAACGACAACAGCCCCCUGUCAUCGCCGAUAGAAUUGAAGAGAUCGAAGCUUUCAGCAGGAAAUGCCACACCGAGGUAGUGGAGAAGUUGCUUCGCCUGUUUGCCAUUCUUCUCGAGCUGCCAAGUGAAGACCAACUGGUCCGCGAUCACCAGUACGAUGUGAAGGGCGAAGACCACCUACGCUACAUGCACUACGCAGCACGCUCGGUAGAGGAAAAUAAGAAGGUCGGCAGUCUUUACAGUGCCGGCCACACAGAUCUCGGAUCCAUUACUCUGCUGUUCCGACAGCCAGUGGCAGCACUGCAAAUCCUUAAUUCUGCAGGAGAGUGGAAGUGGGUGCGUCCUCAAGAUGGAACGAUCACCAUUAACACCUGUGAUGCUCUUACUGCAUUGACUGGAGGGUAUAUCAAGUCAAGUAUUCAUCGAGUUCACACCCCACCUGCGGAUCAGGCUCACGUUGACCGUUUGGGAGUUCUUUACUUUGCUCGACCCAACAACCAUGUGGUUCUCGAUCCCAUCGACAACAGCCCGGUGCUGACUCGCUUGGGUCUCACGCAGAAUGCUUUCACAGAACUUGGUCAGCAUCUUACUACUGAACAGUGGGUUAAGGUUCGACAGUCUCAACAGCAACGACGCAAUAAGGAUAUCAAAAUUUCCGAGACUGGAAAAUUCACUUACGGGAAAGGGGAUCUUGAUAUCAUUCCUGGUUUAAAGGCGAAGAUGUAUGAUUAA